ACUCCCUUCUGAAUCAUCAUCAACACCUCCACCGCCCCACCCCCAAAAAAUCUCCGCUCCGCAGCCUUCUGUUACUAGUCAAUCGAAUUCGGUUCACUUUCCUGUUUUCGAACUUACUGCGAUUUCGUAUCACUUUUCCGCCAGCCAUGUCGGAAUCGGCCACCACGCAUCCGACGCAGGAUAUCGCGGAUGAUAUCAAGGCUCUGCAACUCGAUUCAGCUGCAGAGGAUACUGUGAUGGCUAACACAGAAGACUGGAAGCAUGAUAUAAUUGUAAAUCCCGAUACCAGCGGAGCAGAGGAUGCUGUGAUGGCGAAUACAGAAGCUGGGAAGCCUGAUACAUCUGUAAAUCAUGACAAGACGGAUGUAGACGAUGCUGUGAUGGCUACUUCAGAAGAUGGGAAGCAUGAUACAACAGAUGGAGUGAAAGAGAAGGAAAGCAUUCCUUUGGAUGAUGUCGAGGAUGUGGAUGAGCAGACAAAGAGACACUUGAAUGUUGUAUUCAUUGGUCAUGUUGAUGCUGGGAAGUCCACAAUUGGAGGGCAAAUUCUUUAUCUUAGUGGGCAAGUUGAUGAACGCACAAUACAAAAGUAUGAGAAAGAAGCUAAGGACAAAAGUAGGGAGAGUUGGUAUAUGGCAUAUAUCAUGGACACAAACGAAGAAGAGAGGGUUAAGGGGAAAACUGUUGAAGUCGGGAGAGCUCACUUUGAGACAGAAACCACAAGGUUUACAAUAUUGGAUGCCCCGGGACACAAAAGCUAUGUGCCGAACAUGAUCAGCGGAGCAUCUCAAGCAGAUAUAGGUGUACUAGUGAUUUCAGCUCGAAAGGGAGAAUUUGAAACUGGUUAUGAGAGAGGUGGACAGACACGUGAACAUGUCCAGCUAGCAAAAACCUUGGGAGUUUCUAAGCUUCUUGUCGUUGUCAACAAAAUGGACGAGCCUACUGUGAAGUGGUCCAAAGAGAGAUUUGAUGAGAUUGAGUCAAAAAUGUCUCUAUUUUUGAAAUCCUCAGGUUAUAAUGUGAAAAAAGAUGUUCAGUUUCUCCCAAUAUCUGGUCUUAUGGGCACAAAUAUGAAGACUAGAAUGGGCAAAGAUAUAUGUCCAUGGUGGAACGGUACAUGUCUUUUUGAAGCUCUUGAUGCUAUUGAAAUUCCACCACGUGAUCCCAAAGGUCCUUUCAGAAUGCCUAUUAUCGACAAAUUUAAGGACAUGGGAACUGUUGUCAUGGGGAAAAUAGAAUCUGGGACCGUCCGUGAUGGGGACACUAUGGUAGUCAUGCCUAAUAAGGUACAAGUUAAAGUUCUUGCCAUUUUCUGUGAUGAAAAUAGAGUGAGGCGUGCUGGACCUGGUGAAAACUUGCGUGUCAGGUUGUCGGGGAUUGAAGAAGAGGAUAUUAUCGGCGGGUUUGUUUUAAGUAGCGUUGCAAGACCAGUAGCUGCUGUAUCAGAGUUUCUUGCCCAGCUGUCAAUUUUGGAGUUACUCGACAAUGCAAUUUUUUGUGCUGGGUACAAGGCUGUUCUACACAUCCAUUCUGUUGUGGAAGAAUGUGAGAUUGUUGAGUUGACACAGCAAAUUGAUCCAAAAACCAGAAAACGUUUGAAAAAGAAACCACUUUUUGUUAAAAAAGGUGCUGUUGUGGAAUGCCGCGUUCAGGUGAACAACAUGAUUUGCAUUGAGAAGUACUCGGACUUUCCACAGCUUGGGCGGUUUACUCUCCGCACUGAAGGGAAAACUGUUGCUGUGGGAAAAGUAACUGGGCUGACUUCAAGUGAGAGCGCUUAAAAAUUUUGUCGUGAGAGCUGGCUGAUUUCUGAGCUUUCUGGUGAAAAGAGGCAACAUGACAGCACCUGGUUCUAGUAUCGUCUCCUUCAAAUGAAUUUGAGGGUGAUUGGAAUGAGAUUGGUUAGGUGCUCUUUUCGGUGGUUUGUUAUUAUUUUGGUUGAGAGUGUAAGAUGUGGCUCAGUUGUAAGUUUGUGCGGUUCUUAUUUAUCCUAGAGUCCUCUUCAUAGACAGUUUCGAUAUAUACAGAUUAUGUGGUCGCAUUUAUUAUGAACUUGCUCCAUGUUUCCUCAACAAUUCACUUUCAUUUAUUAUACAUAUAGCCUCUUUUGGGCUUUGCUCAAAAUUGGCCUCAGAUGUUUA
Salvia hispanica is the source of this 2141-nucleotide messenger RNA. RefSeq names its product Translation elongation factor EF1A/initiation factor IF2gamma family protein. The record is from RefSeq and is a predicted model, not a curated record. Gene Ontology annotation, biological process: translational termination; nuclear-transcribed mRNA catabolic process, deadenylation-dependent decay. Gene Ontology annotation, molecular function: translation release factor activity; GTP binding; GTPase activity. NCBI's taxonomy places the organism in Eukaryota, Viridiplantae, Streptophyta, Magnoliopsida, Lamiales, Lamiaceae.